CGGGUACCUGGUUACAUGCCCCAGUGUAUUCAGGCCAGCUGUUGAGGAAGUGGUGAGUGUGACCAUUCUCCAGCCCACAGAACCUAUUCAAAUACUGGCCAAACUGUACACAGAAGACGGCAAACUACUCGCUAAAGCCUCGGAAGAAAUUAUGGGUAAGGGAGUACUCAGGAUUCAGGUCCCCCGAGAUGCACGAGGGCGUGCUACACUUAAAGUAUGUGGAAAUUGCCAGUUUCCGAAGGAAGGGACAUACAGUUUUUAUAAUUCAACAGUGAUAGAUAUUGAGGAUUCGGGUACAGCGGUUUUUAUCCAGACUGAUAAACCUAUUUAUAAACCUGGACAGAGAGUGUAUAUCAAUAUUUUAACAACAGGGCCUGAUCUUAAGCCUGUGGAUGACAAAAUGUUGGCUUAUGUUAUGGAGCCAAAGGGUUCUCGUAUAAUCCAAUGGGCAGAUUUAAAGCCUUUAUGUUGUGGUCUUGUGAACACAUCAUUUCCCCUCUCUGACCAACCAACCCUGGGAAAGUGGACCAUAUUUGCUGAGGUCCAAGGAGUUAAAUAUAACAGGACCUUUGAAGUCCAGAAAUAUGUUGCACCCAAAUUUGAAGUUAUCAUUGAGGCUCCACCUUAUGUUGAUGACUGGACCAAAUGUCAUGCUAUUAAAAUACGAGCAAGGUAUUUGUAUGGUAAAGAAGUUAUUGGGAAUAUUUCUUCAAGUGUAACUGUCAAAGGAACAGGGUAUUAUGAAGACUACAAAGGACUCAAAGUUGUGACAAAUUCUAUGAUCCGUGGAGUUGUGGCACUCAAUGUAUGUGUCAGUGACCUUUUUCCUUAUGACUCUAGAUCAUACUUUCGAGGUGUUCUCAGCAUCAGGGCUGUGGUUACUGCAUUGGAUGGAAACACUGCCGAGGCCAUUGAUGAAUCAUGUGCAGUCAAUAAGCAACUUGUUGAUUUAGAAUUUUCUCAAGACACCCGCAAACACUUUAAACCUGGAUUGCCAUAUAGGGGAAAGGUUUUGGUAUAUUUACCUGAUGGUUCUCCAGGAGAUGACAUCACUGUGCAAGUUGCAGCAGACGUUAAUGGUGAUAGAUUUUCUGAACAAGAACUUGUCAGUAAAAAUGGACAAGUUUUCUUUGAGUUUCCACCUCUUCCUGUCAUGGCACAAUCAGUAUGGAUAGAUGCAAAGGUGAUAAAGGUUUAUGGAAAAGAUGUCAGAGAUUCCUACUUUUCUUCUUACUUGUCUAUUACAAGUUGGUAUUCUCCCAGUAAGUGUCAUUUGCUUGUAGAGAGCAGGGAGGAUUCUUACAAGAUUGGAGACCUUGCUAAAUUUAAAAUCUGGUCCACCUGUCAGUGUAACUUCAUGCUGUAUUAUGAAGUUCUAUCUAGAGGAAAUAUUGUUACCUCAGGAAAACACAAAGUAAAAAGGCCACUUUCUAGGCAUAGUAGAGAAGCAGCUAAUGUUACUUUGGUCACCUUCCAGUCAAAGUCACCAGAUCCAACCCCUAUAUCCACCAACUGCCAUGCGGUCUUAACCUUUCCCAUCACGGCAGCCAUGGCUCCAUUUGGUCGUCUGCUCGUCUAUUAUGUCAAGGACACUGGUGAAGGAGUGGCAGACACCGUCAGAUUUGACGUCCAGCCAGGGUAUGAAAAUAAGAUAUCGCUUGCACUCCCCAAGACUGAAGUGGGUCCAGGAGAUGUUACCAGACUUCGAGUUAGUACCAAGCCUGCCAGCUGUGUGUGCUUGGCUGCUGUGGACAGAAGUGUCUAUUUACUCAAGCCUGGAUACCAGCUUACUACUGCAAAGGUCUUUGAGGAGUUGAAAAAGUUUGAUGUCACAGCAGAUCAAACUGAUGAUACCUAUUGGUGGGGUAUCUCCAGGCGGCGUAAGAAAAGGUCCACCUUUCCCUGGUGGACAUUCUUUAGAUCUCGUGAUGCGAAGUAUGCAUUUGAGGAGGCUGGAUUAAUAAUCUUGACUGACAAAGUUUCACUUAAUCAUAAACAAGAUCCAAGGGAUUUUCAGGGUCCUCUGUUUCAAAGUCCAUUUGGAGGUACUUUCUCAGUUGCUGCCCUCACAAGUUCCUUCCGAAACAACCGUAGGGUCUUACACAGGAAAAGAACUUAUUUUCCAGAAACCUGGAUUUGGAGUUGCUUCAAUACCAGCUCUUCAAAGCACACGGAAACAUUAAGAGUUAGAGCACCAGACAGUGUGACAACAUGGAACAUUGAAGCCAUAUCUAUUUCUCAGAAAUAUGGGCUUGCUGUGGCUGAUUCAGCACAACUUAAGACAUUUAAAUCUUUCUUUGUGGACUUUUCCUUACCUUACUCGGUGAUUAGAGGAGAGCAAGUAACUUUGCCUUUGACUGUUUACAAUUAUCAGGAUUCUUGUGCUCAGAUUUAUCUUAAACUAAAAGGACCAGGAGGGAUAAAGUUUGUGGCCACCAAGCACCACACACAUUCACUGUCUACUUGUAUUGGCAGUGGCGAAAUCAAGACUAUUCCCACUGUCAUGCAAGUCAAUAAGCUAGGGUAUCUUAAUUUAACAGUCCAUGCUGAGGCAUAUGCUGAUACUGGUUGCUGUGCAGGAAAGCCUUCUAGUGGGGAAAGGUCACUUUUGGCAUCAGAUUAUGUGGCAAGACAUGUACUCUGUGAACCAGAGGGUGUGCCAAAGUUUUACACACACACUGUAUUUUUCUGCCCAAAUGAAAGGAUACACAUAUCCACCCCUGACAAAUUCCAUUUCCAGUAUUUGAAAAAGCCAGAUUUCCUCACCACAUUUAGUUUUUCUGUCAAGGCAAGGCACAGUGCCCACAUUGCCUUGUCAGCCAUACCAGCUGACAAUAAACAGUUGCUGGAGAUAGUGCUUGGGGGAAAAGAAAAUACUCUGUCUUGGAUAGCUGAGGGAAAACAAGGAGCAAAGUAUGUUACUGUUUCUACAAGGAAGAUAAUUUCAGCAGACGUUUUUUCAUCCUUCUGGAUAAGUUGGACAGAUGGUCUUGUGCAGGUUGGAAAGGGUGAGAAAUCCCAAAAUGGCAGUAUUAUAAUGGAAUACCAGCUGCAGACCACUCCUGUAGCUAAAUAUAUUGGGUUUUCUACAGACCGUGGAUCUAGAGGAGAAUUCAGGGUUUGGAAAAAGAAAGACAGUGGCAGCGUGUAUCAGGAAGUGUUCCACUUGGGUAUCCCACAGAACUAUGUGCCUGGGUCAGAGAGGGCAGAUGCCAAAAUGAUUGGUGAUGUAAUGGGACCUACUUUGAGCAAUCUUGACAAGCUACUCAGAUUGCCAUUUGGCUGUGGUGAGCAGAACAUGGUGCAUUUUGCCCCCAAUGUGUUUGUUCUCAAGUAUCUGGAGACAACAAAACAACUCACUGAUAAGGUGAAGGAAAAGACACUGGACUAUCUGAUACAAGGAUAUCAGAGACAGCUGACUUAUAAAAGAUCAGAUGGAUCCUACAGUGCAUUUGGGGAUGGAGACUCUUCAGGCAGCAUGUGGCUAACAGCUUUUGUGUUGAAGUCCUUUGCCCAGUCCCGUUCCUUCAUCUAUGUUGACCCUAAGGAGAUUACAGACAGCAAGGACUGGAUAGUUUCCAAACAACAGAGAGAUGGUUCCUUUCCUCCCAUAGGGAGAGUGAUGAACAAAGCUGUCCAAAGUGAAUUGCAAGGCCCUAUCACACUGACUGCAUAUGUUGUCACAGCACUGCUAGAGAUAGGUGUAAAAACUAAGGAAGAGAAAAUGUGCAUCACAUCUGCCAGAAGCUACCUUGAGACCAAAGUUCACCAAGUAUCUGACCCCUACUCAACUGCCUUGUGUGCGUAUGCCUUGACCCUACUGGGCAGUGACCAUGUGGUCAACCCAUUGAGGAAAUUGGCUCAGAUGGCCAUUAAAAAAGAUGGCCAAACAUUUUGGAGGCUGGUAGGCAGAUCAAGAUUGGAAGACUUCUUCAUGGCUUUGAAUGAUGACAAUAGAGCAGUGUCAUCUGCAGAAAUUGAGAUGGCUUCUUAUGCCUUGUUGACAUACACAGCCCAGGGAGACAUUGCUACGGCUCUCCCCAUUGUGAAGUGGCUUUCCAGGCAGAGGAACUCACUGGGAGGAUUCUCUUCAACACAGGACACCUGUGUUGCUCUUCAAGCCCUGUCAGAGUAUGCCACGCUUGCCUACACCGGGAAAGUCAACCUCACCAUAUCUAUGGCUUCUACGAACAUGGAUCUGCCUGAGACCAAGUUGACAUUACACGAAGAGAACAGCGAGAUACUGCAGACAGCUAGAAUUCCUAGUAUUCCCACUGGUUUGUUUGUUAGUGCUGUGGGAGAGGGGUGUGCAUUAUUACAGAUUGAUGUCAGAUACAACAUCCCUGACCCAAGCCAAAGACCUUCAUUCAAGUUACACCUUAGGGUAUCAGAGGACAAAUCCACCAAUGAAGUAGUGCAGCAAAGAAGAAACCACAAGAGGUCUAUUCCAGCAAGUCAUGUUACUGGGGAAAUGAAGGUUAACAUUGAAGCAUGUACCAAGUGGCUGCAUGCAGGCAGUUCAAAUAUGGCCGUGGUGGAGGCAUCUCUGUUAACAGGUUUUACUCCAGAAAGAGAAAGCUUGGAAAAGCUACUUAAUCACCAACAUUUGAGACUCAAAAGAUAUGAAAUAGAUGGAAGGAAAGUUUUGUUUUACUUUGAUGAGAUUCCCAACAGUUGCUGGACUUGUAUCAACUUUGAGGCCUACAGGUCACAGGUAGUGGGCAAGACAAGACCAGCACCAGUCAGAGUGUAUGACUACUAUGAACCUGCCUACGAAUCAACAGUGUUCUAUAGUGGCAAGCACUUAGGUGUCGUUGCAAGAGAACUAUGUGAGGGAGAUUCAUGUAACGAGAUUUCUGAGGAAGAGGAGGAACAAGUACAAGAUGAAGACUGCAACUCAGUAUUCGGCUGCUACCACAGCAGUAUCAAAGAGGAGGACAGGUGUUCUUGCUACAGGGACUGUCGUCACUCUGGCCCCAGGGUGUGUGGGUCAGAUGGGGUCCUCUACCCCAACAAGUGCAGAAUGGAGGUGGAGGCCUGUAGCCAAGGAGUGCACAUUGAAGCUGUGCCUCUGAUGAACUGUGAUGGGAUGAAACAAGUAACGGACCUUCCCCAGACCACUGCUUCUUCCCACAAUUCCUCUAAGGUGGAUAUUGUUAAGAGACCCGGGGAGGUAUCCCAGGUUGAUGCUGGGUCAGGUGAAAUGGAGGGUUCUGGGGACGUGGCUCAGGUCACCAGCAACUCGAAAACUAUAGUGGCUGCCACCACAAAGCCUCUUCAAGAUCAACUCCAGGAAGUCAAACCAGGUGAGGAGGAUUAUGCUUACUAUGAUGACUAUUAUGGACGCCCUGAUGAAAUACCAGCAGAUGAUCAGUAUCAGUACAUUUUUCCUGAGCCUGUGGACCCUAGGAGAGACAUUUGGAGACAAGGUCUGGUUGAUCUCAGAUUACAUGAGGAUGCCUCAGCUUCAAAAGUGAAAGGCAAAGAUGCUGAUAGUGUGGAUGAGGUCACUGACACAAUUCAAACUGAGACAAGCGAGAAUGACUCUCCUGGUGAAAUAGCUCACAGAAUUCAGACUGCUGCAGAGAACAAUACUGAAGGGCAGCAGAUGCAAGGUCCAAUUUCACAUCAUAUUUCUACAUCACACAGCCCUCUAGAGGCAACAACAGAAGCAUCGGUGGACGUGAGAAACCAGUCAUUGGUGGCAAAACCCCAGAUCAAGUUCAUGCCACCACCAUAUAUCAAAGACAGUCCCCAGGUUGUGUUCAAAUCCAGAGAAUCAGAGGUCACAGACACCAAUAAGGAGGAUGAACAAGGAGGAUAAGUACAUGUCCUCAGAUCAAACAGUUAGGCUGUGAAUGAGAGGGUGAACAAAGGAUAGAGUUGCAGACAACAAAGAGUCAGAAAAAAAGUGCUAAACUGAUAUAAUACCUCACUUUAUGUUAUUGAAGAAAUGCUAUGUAAAUAUGUCCGUUUUUUCCUAUUUUAUGCAUAUCUUUUUUGUUAUAAACAUGAUUUAAGACACUGCAUGGAGGUUUCAUAUGGCAAGCUGGGUGUUUGAGUCCACUGAUAAUUUAGUUUUUCUGUAAUAUCAUCCAACCCAGAGAGAGAAUUAAAACGUACAUUUAAGGUUGUUAAGUUUUUGAUUGGAUUUUUGGUGAAAUG
Messenger RNA from Lingula anatina, 6165 nucleotides. Its product is annotated as C3 and PZP-like alpha-2-macroglobulin domain-containing protein 8. NCBI's taxonomy places the organism in Eukaryota, Metazoa, Brachiopoda, Lingulata, Lingulida, Lingulidae. Gene Ontology annotation, cellular component: extracellular region. The record is from RefSeq and is a predicted model, not a curated record. Gene Ontology annotation, molecular function: endopeptidase inhibitor activity; protein binding.